Molecule: messenger RNA, 1708 nt
Organism: Geodia barretti
Lineage: Eukaryota; Metazoa; Porifera; Demospongiae; Tetractinellida; Geodiidae
Source: the annotation of a GenBank genome assembly
GCGUGCGUGGUGUGCGUGGUAAAGAAAUGGCGCUCAUCUGCUCGAUCUGUCACGAGGUACCAGAGGAGCCGGUACUCUCCCCCGUGUCUGGCCGCGUGUUCGAGCGAAGACUCGUCACAAAAUGGGUACAGGACAACGGAACUGACCCAGUGAGUGGAGAGCCGCUGUCAGUCGAACAGCUAAUGACCAUAAAUGCUGAUCCACUUGUAAAGCCACGCCCACCGUCUGCAACCAGUAUUCCAGCAAUUCUCAAACUGCUGCAGGACGAGUGGGAUGCGUGUAUGCUGCACAGUUAUACUCUGAGACAGCAGCUACAGACUGCCAGACAGGAGUUGUCCCAUGCUCUCUACCAGCACGACGCAGCUUGUCGAGUCAUUGCCAGACUGACUAAAGAGGUGACUGCAGCCAGAGAAGCUCUGGCAACUCUGAAGCCACACGUGGCAGCAACUAUGGUACUCCCAGCGAAGCCCCGCCCCCCGGUCCUCCCGCGGAAACCAUGGAGGUGGAGGCCUGUGUGUGAAAUGACAGAGGAAAUCCUUCAGAAGCUGAUGGAUACGGCAACUCAGCUCACCUCCGAGAGAAAGAAGAGAGGGAAGAAGAUGCCGGAGGGCCUUAUGUCGUCUGACAACAUCAGCAAGUUCACUCAGACCUCCUCACAUCCGGUGCUGCACAGUGCCAGUGUACCAGGAAUCCUGUGUCUAGACGUAUCGGGAGACACGUCUCGAGCCCUCACCGGAGGAGCCGAUAAGACUGCUGUCGUCUUUGAGCACACCACGGAGCAAGUGGUGGCCACUCUCAGAGGACACACCAAGAAAGUCACUAGCGUCGUCCACCACAACAAAGAGGAUGUGGCAAUCACGGCAUCUCCUGAUGCUACUGUAAGAGUCUGGUCCGUACACAACGGAUCCUGCAGUACAGUCAUAAAGGCUCAUGAUGGUCCAGUGACUGGUGUCAGUCUUCCAUGCCACUGGAGACUAUGUCCUCAGCUCCUCCACUGAUGAGUACUGGGCCUUCUCUGAUAUCAGGACAGGGCAGGUCAUCAGCAAAGCCAACGACCCUGCUGCCUCUUCUGCUCUCACAUGUGCCCAGUUUCAUCCCGAUGGCCUCAUCUUUGGCACUGGAACAAAGGAUAGUGUGGUGAAGAUUUGGGAUCUGAAAGAGAAGACAAAUGUCGCCAAUUUCCCUGGGCACUCUGGACCCAUAACAAGUGUGGCUUUCUCUGAGAAUGGCUACUACCUCGCCACCUCGGCCAACGACUCAGUCGUCAAACUGUGGGAUCUCCGCAAACUCAAAAACUUCAAGUCAAUCAAUCUGGAGGAGGGUUCUGAGGUGAUGUCUCUAUGCUUUGACCAGACAGGGACCUAUCUGGCUGUGGCUGGCUCCAAUAUUCAAGUGUACCUCUGCAAACAGUGGUACCUGCUGCAGACAUUCACAGACCACGCAGGACUGGCCACUGGAGUCAGGUUCGGGAAGAACGCCUCUUUUUUGGUGUCGUGUGGAAUGGAUCGGAGCCUCAAAUACUACGGACUGGAAUAGGACUCAGUCUUGGCAGUCACGUGACUAGUCAUGUGACUCUUGUACAUUCUCUUGCUCCACCUCUACCGCUGUACACACUGCUUUUACUGUACGUGCAUAAUGUAAUUUUAGUUGUAUUUUUGAGAUUUUGGCCAGAAAGUUAUCACUGGUCUGAAACAGCGCCCAGCCAGCU